Rotaria sp. Silwood2 is the source of this 2070-nucleotide messenger RNA. The record is from the annotation of a GenBank genome assembly. Lineage: Eukaryota; Metazoa; Rotifera; Eurotatoria; Philodinida; Philodinidae.
AUGGCUACAACAACAGUUUCCGGAAAUGAAAAGACAAAAUAUGCAUUUCUUCAUCAUCAGCUCACACUAGACGAUACGACAUUGUCUACAUUGAAUCCAAAGGAUCAAAUAAAAAUUCUACAACAGACAAAAUAUGUUUUUGAUAAAUAUGUAAAAGAUAAACAAUUAUCAUAUCUUCUUGGUCCUGGAAGAUAUUUACUGGAAAAUGAAGGAUAUCAAAUACUUCAAUCAGGCUAUUGUCGAUUAAAAAAUAAUGAUGAAGAAAAACAAAUUGAGAAAAAAAUAGAGAAACUUUUGGCUACUAAAUUAAAAUCAGACUCUGUGAUGCUUCACAACGAUGAACUUGUAUUAGUUUGUCUUACAGGUGCAGCUGAAAGACUUUUUGAACAAAUUAAUAUUGAGGUAAUACAUCCAGCAAAAAAUGAUAUUACACGAACAAUGUCAGCAGCGUCGAGCAAUAUUAUAUCUCCAAAAACAUCACUUGAACAACAUCAAUCAUUUUCGCUAUCAUCAGAUGGAAAACUACGUAUACAAAGUACUAAUUCAUCGAUUAGUGUGAUACUUGAUGAUAUAACUGAAGUUCCGAUUGAUAUGAUGGUAUGUGUGACUACAUCGAUCACAUUGUUAAAGAAUAUUCUGUAUCGAGCUGGUUCAUCUAUUAAAUCACAAUAUCGUGAAAGAUCUUAUAAAACAGGUGAUAUUAUUCUUGAUGGUGGUUUGACGAAGGCACAAAGAAUUCUUUUCGUUGCAUGGACAGAAGAAGUUGAAACAUCAAAUAUUGCGCAAGCUCAACAGAUUGGUACUGGAAAGAUUGGUCUUGAUCCAUAUAAAGUUUGUGAAACAAUGGUAAUGGCAGCUUGUGAGCCUUUACAUAAAUGUAAAAUGGAUGUAUUAUUUGUUAUCUAUCCAUCAACUAAACCGAAUAAUGGUCAACAUGCUUACCAAAUAUUUCGUGCUUAUUUGGCUAGUCUUGGUCAACAAAAUGGAUCAAAAACAGUCGAAAAAUCGUCGAUAACUGAUGCUUCACUAUCAAAAUCAAUUGCAGUUGAAAAAACUCAAUAUAUUCGCCGAACUCUAGAUUGUAAACAAAUAUACACUGUAUCAGAUUUGCCUAAUAUAGUUGAGCAUCAUAAAAAGUUGAUCAAAUCAUUAGAAGGAUUGAUCAAAGAAAAACAAUAUGAUCUUUCCCUUGUUAAUAAAUUAUUAUUCAAUCAAGUCGAACGAUUAGUUGAUUUUUGUCUCACAUAUAAUAUUAUACCACGUAUUGAUUUUUCUAAAAAUAAAUUAAUACUUCGUGGUGAUCAUGAAUCAUGUUCACAAUGUUUUUCUAAUCUUCGACAAGAAAGUUUUAUUUAUAAAUAUUCUAUUUGUUACAUCGAAAAAACAUCCGAUGAAAUUAAAAUGAAUACGUAUGAAUCAAUGAAAAUUGAUGAAGCUUUUUUAGUUGGUGAAUCAUUGAUUCGUAUUGAACGUAGUAAUAAUAUUAUAUUUGAAAUUAAUUUAAGAACUUUACAAGUACAAAUCAAUGGUGAUACAAAGCCUGCUCAACUUUAUAAAAAACAAUUGAAUGAGGAUUCUAAAAUUGUUCCUCCAUCAAUAUGGUUUUCUGCUAUUUCAAAGGUCCAGACAUGUCGAGUCUCACAUGAUCAAUUUAAUUCAAUUGAAUGUGUUCGUAUAUUUCAAAAAUCAAUGCCUAGAGCUGAAUGGUAUAUUGAACGAAUUGAUGUUAUUCAAAAUUGGCCAUUAUAUGUUCACUAUGCUAGCAAAAAGGAUAAAAAUGAUGUAUUGGCUUUUUAUGGAUGUCCAUUUUCAUCUGUUCAAUCCGUAAUUUAUUAUGGUUUACAUUCCAAGGAUGGUGGACAACAAAAUUUGAAUUGCUUAACUUCUGUGGCAUUGAAUAGUCAUAUAUGUAAUGCACAUCGUUCAACAGAUGGAAAAUAUUAUAUGUUUGCUGUUCAAUUAUCAACAAAAAAUAGUGCUCAUCAGGAUUUUACUUAUCUGUCUAAUGACGAUGCUCAUUUAGCAUUACCGACACAUUUGAUUGUAUAUCAACGCAACAAAGUAGACUAA